This is a messenger RNA of Helicoverpa armigera (cotton bollworm), 1896 nucleotides long. Its product is annotated as cytochrome P450 4g15. The transcript has 11 exons. Bases 105 to 1790 code for a protein of 561 amino acids. The record is from RefSeq and is a predicted model, not a curated record. NCBI's taxonomy places the organism in Eukaryota, Metazoa, Arthropoda, Insecta, Lepidoptera, Noctuidae. Gene Ontology annotation, molecular function: iron ion binding; oxidoreductase activity, acting on paired donors, with incorporation or reduction of molecular oxygen; heme binding.
GGCAAAUUAAAAUUGCUUUCUCAGUACUGGUUGUAAGACCGUGCUAAAAACAAUAAUUUAGGAAAAAAUCUUUUUUGUGACUUAUUUAUCUUACGACUAGGAAAAUGACGUCAGUGGUGGACGUCGAGCCGAACGUCAAUUCUACCAGGCUGGUUUUCUACCCGCUGGUGAUAAUCGCAUCAUGUGUGUGGAUAUUCCACCGAUGGCAGCAGCAGUCCAGGAUAUACAGGAUGGGCAAUGUCCUGCCAGGACCUACCGCCUUCCCACUCUUCGGAAACGCGCUCAUGGCGCUGUUCAAGAAACCUGAACAAUUUAUCCGAAUCGGUCUGGAUAUCGCCGACCAAUACGGCUACGUGAUCCGUGGCUGGUUGGGAUCAAAACUGAUUAUCUUCCUCGCAAACCCUGAAGAUGUAGAGGUCAUCCUGAACAGUAAUGUCCACAUUGACAAAGCCUCAGAUUACAAAUUCUUCGAACCUUGGCUUGGAGAGGGUCUUCUCAUCAGUUCAGGUGAAAAAUGGCGUUCACACAGAAAAAUGAUUGCUCCAACAUUCCACAUCAACAUUUUGAAAUCUUUCGUCGACGUGUUCAAUGAAAACAGCAAGAAUGUGGUGGAAAAACUACGAUCUGAAGUCGGCAAAACUUUCGAUGUUCACGACCACAUGAGCGGCGUCACUGUUGAUAUUUUACUUGAGACUGCUAUGGGUAUCACAAAGAAAACUCAAGAUAAAUCCAGCUUCGACUAUGCCAUGGCUGUCAUGAAGAUGUGUGACAUCAUCCAUCAGAGACAUUACAAGUUCUGGCUUAGACUGGACUUCAUGUUCAAAUUGCACCCGCUGUUUAAAACUCAACAGAAACUUUUGGAUAUUAUUCACGGACUCACAAAUAAGGUCAUUAGCCUGAAGAAGAAGAUUUACCAUGAGAACAAGGCAAAGGGUAUCAUCCCACCCACUCUACAAGAGUUGACGGACGGCAAGAGGUCCGGUGAAGUUCUGGCAAAUAACAGCAAGACCCUUUCUGAUACCGUGUUCAAGGGCUACCGUGAUGACUUGGACUUCAAUGACGAGAAUGAUGUCGGAGAGAAAAAACGUUUGGCAUUCUUGGACCUGAUGCUUGAGUCUGCACAAAAUGGAACGCACAAUAUUACUGAUCACGAGAUCAAAGAAGAAGUCGACACCAUCAUGUUUGAGGGUCACGACACCACAGCAGCUGGUUCCAGCUUCGUGCUGUGCCUCCUUGGUCUCCACCAAGAUGUGCAAAAAAGAGUUUAUGAUGAGCUGUACGAAAUCUUCGGUGAUUCCGACCGCCCAGCCACCUUCAACGAUACUCUUCAAAUGAAGUACCUUGAGCGUGUGAUCCUCGAAACCCUGAGGAUGUACCCACCAGUGCCCAUCAUUGCCAGGGAACUGAAGAGAGACGCUAAGAUUGUUACCAACAACUACACGCUCCCAGCUGGAGCCACAGUGGUGGUGUGCACCUACGGCAUCCACCGUCACCCUCAGCACUACAAGGACCCUGAUACCUUCAACCCUGACAACUUCUUGCCUGAGAACAUGGCCAACAGGCAUUACUACAGCUAUAUUCCAUUCAGCGCUGGACCUAGAAGCUGUGUCGGACGCAAGUACGCGCUGCUGAAGCUGAAGAUUCUGCUUUCAACCAUCCUGAGGAAUUACAAGUGUAUCUCAGAGGUACCUGAAAAAGACUACCAACUGAAAGCCGAUAUUAUUCUGAAGAGAUCAGACGGCUUCAGACUGAAGGUCGAACCCAGAGUUAGAGUACCAUCAUCAGCUUGAAUCACUCAAUAAUUAUAAAGUAGUAUUAUCGUCCUAAUUAAGAAAUAUUUAUAAUUAAGUUAAUAAAGACGUCUGGCUUUUCUUUACUGAAAACAUGUUUUAAUGA